AACUUCCCUUGAGGUAAAGGAACCAGGAAGUCUCUGCUGCGAAAUUGGAAUAAAGCAUCCAGCAGGAUGGCAGUUGCAAUUUUUGCCAGCUGUAUAUUCUUUCUGAAAAUCAAAAAGUUAAAAAUUAUAGAAAAGAACAGACUGAAGAUGUCCAUCAAGGAAAAUGGUGGGCAGAUUGCAUUUGGAUUAAAUCAACAGUGCACUCAUGUUGUCACUGAAGAUGCUAAUGCACUCAGCCCCAGAAAUCUGAAAACCAUCCAGAAGUAUGAGCUGCCUAUAGUAAAUGUUGAUUUCAUAUGGGAUUCCAUCAAAGAAAAAAAACUUCUGCAAUGUGAGAACUAUGAGCUAUCCCAAACUCUGCCCUUUAAAACAGGUACGCAGAUGACUUUAACGAGUGGCGAUGAUGACAGACCUAAGGAAAAAGAUGUUUCUGAGGAGAAUCACAAGCAUAAAUUGGAUGACCGCAGAAACUUAGAAAAACUAAGAUGGUAUUCAGAUAACGAUGAAUAUGUUCCAUAUUUUCCUAAAGAGUUUGAGCUUGCAAAAUAUGACAUCCUUGAAAAGAUUGCAGCACAUGGUGAAUAUGUUGUUCUUGAAAUGCAGUGCUUUCAGCAAGAACGCAGUUACCCAUUUUGUAUAAGAGCACAUUACAGCAUGCUGCAAGGACACCCAAAACAAAAACAACUGAUGCCAGCUAAGACUUCUGAAGAAGCUAGAAGACUCUAUGCCCUUUGUAUUCAAGAUUUAAAGAAGACGGGUUUUGAAUUAAGAAAAGACUUUCCAUAUCAAGCAGAAUAUUUAGUAUCAGAAAAAUUACAAGAGAUGCUUAUAGCAGAUGCAGUCAGUUCCAGUGUCUUGUCUGAAGAAGUUGGUUGGUUUGUGGAACUUAUUUGGACUGAAGCAGUUGGACACCUGAAUGGCCUGCUAGAUAAACCCGUAACCAGAAUCAGCCUCAAUGAUGUGAGCAGAGCUGAAGGCAUUCUUCUUCGGGCAAAGACGACUUGGGAAGAAACAGGAUCUCUAACAGAGCUGUCUGCAAUCAUGUCAGAAUUCUAUAAAGUCAUACCCCACAAAAACGUUUUGGAUGAUGAAGUUAGCAAAAAGUUGAUAUACAUUAAACGGGAUCUCUGUCAGCUGAUUAGAGAUAUGCUGAAUAUUAGUGAAAUAAACAUGUCAGUUCUUAACCUGUCAUCCCUUUCUAAAUAUCGGGCUUUGAGAUGCAGGAUUGAUGCUCUAGAUGUGAAAAAUGAAGAGUUUAACAGUGUCAAACACUUGCUGGAACAAAACACCAGUGAAAAUCUAAUACAGGUUUUGAAUAUAUAUAAAGUCAGCAGAACAACUGAAAGUAUGUUGUUUGAGAGAAAUCUUGGCAAUGUUCAAUCUUUAUUCCAUGGAUCGUCCGUUUGCAACUUUGUGGGAAUCCUCUCAAGAGGAUUACUUUUGCCAAAUGUAGCUGAAGACUAUGCCUUAGAAAGAACAGAUUUUGGGUACUUGGGCAGUGGCAUUUAUUUCAGCAACUCUGUAAGAACAAGCAUUAAGUAUUCCCAGCCAUGUGAAACAGAUGGAACUCGACUGUUGGUCAUUUGUGACGUAGCACUUGGAAAUUGUUGGAAGACUAAGGAAUACUGCUAUUGUUCAAGUGAAGGACCACCACUGUGUCAUGAUAGUGUGCAUGGAGUCCGUAGUACAGAAAAGGAAAAAUCUAUUUUUGAGGAUGAUGAAUUUGCAGUGUACAGAACCAGUCAGGUCAAGAUCAAAUAUGUGGUUCAAUAUACAUGUGUUAAUGACAUCAUUAAAGAAUUCCAGCCAAUAAUUCAGAAUGAAUUAGAAGACCAGAGAUUUUCUUUUGAGGAUCAUGACCAGCCUAGGGAUUAUACACUACCGAGUCAUGAUCUGUUGAAUGAUAUUUCUGCUGGCCUACUGGACAGAGCUGGAAAUCCAAUUCCUCUUAAAGAUAUUCAAAUCAAAGGAAGAAUAAUAGACUUUGUAGCAGAGGUUGUGGUGUUUCAGACCUAUGAAAAUGAAACAGAGAGUCCCAUUGAAGCAAAAUAUGUCUUCCCUUUGGAUGAUACAGCUGCUGUAUGUGGAUUUGAAGCAUUCAUUAAAGGAAAGCAUAUAAUAGGAGAGGUUAAAGAAAAGGAAAAAGCACACCAGGAAUACAGAGAGGCCAUCAGUCGAGGUGAUGGAGCUUAUCUGAUGGAUCAGGAUGCACCGGACAUUUUUACUGUUUCCGUUGGAAACUUGCCGCCUUCAACAAAAGUGCUCAUCAAGAUCACCUACAUCACGGAGCUCAGUUAUGAGAAUGGGAAUCUUUGCUUUCACUUGCCAGCUGCUGUAGCUCCUUGGCAACAAGACAAAGCAUUAAAUGAAAUCACUCAGGACUCAGUAAGGAAAAUUUGUGUUAGACAAACAGAAGCAAAAAGAGAGUUCAGCUUAGAAAUGUCUAUUGAAAUGCCCUUCAAAAUCAAUAACAUUAGUAGUUGGACACAUCAGCUUAAAAUAAAGAAAACAGAUUGCAAAGCAGUGGUUUCCACAACUGAAGGCAGUUUCUUGGACGCUAGUGGCUUUUCAAUGGAAAUCCUGAUUGGUGAUGUAUAUUUGCCGAGAAUGUGGGUAGAAAAACAUCCAGAUGAAAAUAGUGAGGCCUGUAUGCUUGUAUUUCAACCAGAGUUUGAAGUUCCGUUCGAUCAUUUAAGCCUCCAUGGUGAAGUUGUCAUUUGCCUAGAUUGUUCCAAUUCCAUGGCAGGUUCAGCAAUCCAGCAAGCCAAGGAGAUUGCAUUACAUGCUCUGAACUCAUGUCAUUUGACAAGAAAAAUAAGUGUACUCAAAUUUGGGACAAAUUUUGUAGAAAUUUGUUCCAAUCUUGAUGAUUCCCCAAUGGAUUCCACAGCUUUGAAAGAAUUUAUCACAUCAGCUACAGCUACAAUGGGAGAUUCAAACUUAUGGAAGGUACUGCGUUAUCUGAGUUUGCUAUACCCUACUAAAAGCAAGCGCAACAUUAUUCUUAUAUCUGAUGGACAUAUUCAGAAUGAAGGCAUGACCCUGCAGGUUGUGAAGAAAAAUGCACUGCACACCCGAAUAUUUACAUGUGGAGUGAGUCCUACAGCAAAUCGUCACAUGCUGAGAUCUUUAUCACACUAUGGAGCUGGAGCUUUUGAAUAUUUUGAUGUGAAAUCAAAAUAUAACUGGGAGAGAAAGGUGAAAAGCCAGACAACUAGAACGCUUUCUUCACAGUGCAGUUCUAUUUCCAUUGAAUGGCAGACUCAUAUGACAGAAAAUCCUAAACUUAGUUUUACUCCUGCUCAGAUAAGUGCUCUAUUUAACCACGAGCGUCUUCUAGUCUAUGGAUUUAUCCUCAAUUGCACAGAGGCCAUUUUAAAGGCACAAGUAGACAAUCAGGAAUUGUAUACACUGGUGUCUACAUCUGAACUGCAGAAGACCACAGGAACUAUACUCCACAAACUUGCAGCAAGAGCCUUUAUUAGAGAGUAUGAACAAGGGAUGCUCGAUGAGAGUGAAACACAACAUGAGAUGAAAAGAGAACAGCUGAAGUCCAACAUCAUUGAGCUCAGCCUGAAGCACUCCAUUGUUACCCAGUUUACAAGCUUUGUGGCAAUUGAAAAAAGGGUAUGUAUGUUCAUCUUCAAACCAUCCUUUCCCCCAUUUUUUUCCUAAGAUAGGGCUGAAUUAUGAAAUCUGGAAGGCAUCAGAACAUAUAGUCGAAAUUGUCUUAAUUUCAAUGAAAAUUAGAGCUUAGGUGAAGAUUGACUGUGCACUAGAAUAUUAAUGGGUAGAUGUAUUGAUAGUCCAAGGCCACCCAAGAGUGAUGAAUGCACUUUAUGCUUCACCAAGAACCAAUAAAACUCCAGUCUAGUGGUGCAUGGAUGGCAGCCUUAUUAACCAGUACUGCCGGAAGACAAAGUUUGAGGAAGUGGCAAGAUCCCAGCCAUCACAAACACAUACUGAAGAAAAUGGUACCUCAGAUUAUGAGCGGGGGAGUGAAGCAAAUUAGAAAGAGU
Notechis scutatus (mainland tiger snake) is the source of this 4019-nucleotide messenger RNA. The record is from RefSeq and is a predicted model, not a curated record. NCBI's taxonomy places the organism in Eukaryota, Metazoa, Chordata, Lepidosauria, Squamata, Elapidae.